This is a messenger RNA of Amyelois transitella, 2262 nucleotides long. It is a transcript of the gene IP3K2, whose product is annotated as inositol-trisphosphate 3-kinase B. Gene Ontology annotation, cellular component: nucleus; cytoplasm. The record is from RefSeq and is a predicted model, not a curated record. Gene Ontology annotation, molecular function: inositol-1,4,5-trisphosphate 3-kinase activity; inositol tetrakisphosphate kinase activity. NCBI's taxonomy places the organism in Eukaryota, Metazoa, Arthropoda, Insecta, Lepidoptera, Pyralidae. Gene Ontology annotation, biological process: inositol phosphate biosynthetic process. The coding region runs from base 112 to 1590 and encodes 492 amino acids. The transcript has 6 exons.
CUACAGCUAUACCCGACAGUUGUGACCCACACCUCGCGGCGGGAGCUCGCGUCGCGUUCAGUGCUCGAACAAUGUCAGGCCAGGAGGCCAGUGCAGUGAUUUAGUGUGAAAAUGCCCGAGUGCACAGACCAAUUCACCUUCACCAUACCCAUCAUACGUUACACCAUGGACCCAGAGGACAGAACAGAGGAACGACAGCAACCGUUAGCAAAAAAGAUGUCUCUACUCACCCCGGUCAAGAUCGAAACACCGGACGGUGGUAGGAGAAUGUCUGAACCGACCAGAUACUACAUCCCGCCGCAAUGCAGCAAUAGGUUAUCACCGAGGAGUGCGCGUAAACGGGAUUCUAGGAGAAAUUCCAAAUCGGACAUCAAAGAUGAUUCUCCUACUAAAGAAUUUGGUCCUAAACCUUGCAAUUGUGAAGACUGUCGUGCUUCCAGUCCGCUGCCCCCUGGGUAUGGACCUCAGACUUUAUCCCCGGGGUAUGAUCAAAUGAAACGUUCGUUACUCGAAGUGCCGUGGACUGAAGACUAUACAGAAGCAUCUAGUGACGAUUUGAGUUCUGAAUGGGAUUCGGACGUGCCUGAGCCGCCGCCGCCGACGCAUAAGCAAUCCGAAAGAUGGCGUAAGCUACGCAACAUAGUGCAGUGGACGCCGUUCUUCCAGACUUACAAGAAGCAGAGGUACCCCUGGAUUCAGCUAGCUGGCCACCAGGGGAACUUCAAGGCUGGACCGGACCAGGGAACCAUUCUGAAGAAGCUUUGUCAGCAAGAGGAGAAGUGUUUCAAGUUGCUGAUGAAAGACAUCCUCCGGCCUUUCGUUCCGGAGUACAAGGGUCAAGUCACGUGCGAAGAUGGAGAAAUGUAUCUUCAACUCCAAGACUUGCUGAGUGACUUCGACUGCCCCUGCGUUAUGGACUGCAAGAUAGGAGUCAGGACUUAUCUGGAGGAGGAACUGGCCAAAGCCAAGGAGAAGACUAAAUUGAGAAAGGAUAUGUACGAGAAAAUGAUCCAAAUAGACCCUAUGGCCCCGUCAGACGAAGAACACAGGAGUAAGGGGGUAACAAAACCACGGUACAUGAUCUGGAGGGAGACCAUAAGCUCAACAGCAACCCUCGGCUUCAGAAUUGACGGCGUGAAGAAAGCUGAUGGAACCAGCUCUAAAGAUUUCAAAACAACAAAAACUAGAGAUCAGAUAGUUGAAGCAUUCAAAGAGUUCACCACCAAUUUUUCUAAUGCAGUGCCGAGGUACCUGGAGAGGUUGAAGAGUAUACGAGCCACUCUACAAGGGUCACACUUCUUCAAGACUCACGAACUCAUCGGCAGCUCUCUACUCUUCGUCCACGAUAAACGAAAAGCAUCUAUAUGGAUGAUCGACUUCGCCAAGACUGUUUCUGUACCAGAUAACGUCAAUAUUGACCACAGUACCGCCUGGAAAGUCGGCAACCAUGAAGACGGUUAUCUCAUCGGCUUAGAUAAUUUAAUCUCCAUUUUCGAAUCCCUCAUCAAGGACGGCAAUGGAAAUAUAGACCAAUGUUAUGCAAACCUCAGUUUAGAUAAAGAUGUAAGACAGGAUGAUUUAGCUACUUGAUCUUUGGUUACUCGAAGUCUCAUUAGAGAUCUGACUAAGUAUCAGAACACAGUAUUGUGUUCCUCGGCAGUGCCAAAAUCUGCUUUGUAUAUGACGCGAUGUAGAAUUAUGUCUACUUUAGAAGUGAUUUAAAAAUGUAAAUAAUGUUUACUUUUAUUGAAAUUGACGACUGUCAAUAAUCAAAUUGAUAACAUAAUUAUAUGAACAGAAAAUGUUGAUGAACAGAGAAGUGAAAGAAAAAUAAUACCCUUUGAAAAAUUCAUAUGAGACAUUCGUUCUGCUUAAUGCAAAAUCGUCAAAAGUUAUAUAAAUAAAUUGUUGUUAUUUUGUAAAUAAGUUUUAAGCAUUCAUUUUAAGUUGAUUAAAAUACUCAUUUUAUUUUAUAAGUCUUGCACCACCAAGUAAUUUAAUUGUAUCUUGCAAUUUAACAUUAUUAUGUAAUUUUUAUAAUUAGAUUGAUGCAUUGAGCAAUAGCUUUUGUUAUAAAAGUUGACUGUUAAAUUUUUAAGAAUACCUUCAUGUCUGGAGACAUCAUUAUUGACGUGUUAACAAAUGAAUACGUAAUUUAUUUUGUAUGUAACGUACACUAUAUUAGUGUAACACCUACAUAAAUAGUUAUCAUUGCCAAUAAAAAUCUACAUAAUUAUACGGUGGUACUAAUUAAAAUUAUCA